Molecule: messenger RNA, 756 nt
Organism: Varroa destructor (honeybee mite)
Lineage: Eukaryota; Metazoa; Arthropoda; Arachnida; Mesostigmata; Varroidae
Cellular component (GO): membrane
Source: RefSeq, a predicted model, not a curated record
GGAAAUCAAGGUGAUGGUGUUGUUGUUAAUAGGUUUCCUCCAGAUCAGUCAAGGUUGUGCUGAAAUCAGCUAAUAGUUCGGUCCGGAUAACUUAUUGAAACCGGGAGAUUUAUGAGGUGUAAAUAAGCUGUAUAAUAUAGGAGAUAAAAGUUACGAAUCGCAGCAAGUAGGAUGGCCGAUUUGUUGGAGCCUUUGUCGACGUCGGAGUACAUCAUCGACGAAGUUUUACGCUAUGGACUAUUUUUCGGUGCAAUUUUCCAGGCUGUUUGCAUAGCUGCUGCCAUUUGGCUACCUGCCAAAGAAGACCCAGAAGACGAAUCAGCGGCAUCUGGGCAGGGAGGUAGCAAAGGCGGGCCUACUCCGCCACCCCGCUCAAAAGGCGCAAAACACUCAGGAGACAGCAGUAGUAGCAAUAAGAAAAAGCGGCGUUGAAUAUUUUAUGAUCGCUCACACUGCGUCCUAGUAUCGACUCGUUCAUGAGCUGAAGUGCGUAUAUGGCCCUGCAGCACAACCUCAUGGAAAAUCCCUUCUUUCAAGUUGGGAACAGACGAGUUGUUAAGAGUUUUGCUUUUCUUAAAAAGAUUAUCACAUUUUUGCCUUUCAUGUCACGCCGAGCUAGUAUAGUCUCACGCUUUGCUGCUGGGAAACCUAUAUCAAGUGAUAUUGAGAUUUUCUAUUAAAUGUCGUUCGUGAAACGUCUAGAAUGUCAAUAAAAGGGAAAAUGUGCCCCGUAUAUAUAUUUUUUGUUCUAAUUAG